CCCUCAUCCUCCGCCCUCUCCUCCUCCUCCACCUCCUCGCGGCGGCGGUGGCUUUCUCGGCCCCGGCUCUCCGCUCUUCGCCUCGCUCCUCUCCGGGAGGCUCCCGCGCCGCGUUGGCGAGGACGGCACUGCUGCAGGAGCCUCUGGGAGUCUCUGAUUGAAGAGGCCUACCUCUGUCUGGAGACCUCUGCUAAAGGUGAAGACCUCCUAAUAGGCCAGACAGCCUUAGCAGGAGCUCAGAAGUCUUAUAUCAAGUUGCAUCUUGCACCUCAACAUAAACACCUUCUCAAGAUUUAAGAGAGCAGAAAACAGUCUUUGAAGAAUAAAAAACCAGUGGACUCUAGAGAGCUUGAUGGGUCUUCAUUGUCAUCAUACAAGAUCAAAGAAAGCCUUGGAGCUGCACUUUCUACUCAGAAUUGGAAAUAACAUUCUUAAUUACAGAAAAUCCCCUGGAAUAUUACGUCCCUCAUGAGAGCGUGGACAGGAGUUUGGCAUUGUGCUUUUCCAGAUCACUGCCGGUAGCGGAGUGCAGGGGGAACGGCGAGACUCCUACCUCUUUCAGCGAGAAGAAAGGAGUCAGCGGAGCAGACUAAUACGGACUUGUGUCAGGUGGCCUUGCCCUACAAAGGCUGCCUUUAAAAGAGAAACGCAGCGUUAUUUAAUGAGCUGUGAGAUGAGGCGCUGCUGCUAACGCUCAGAUCCCAGGAUUCAUUGGCUAUUCAUUGUGCUUAAUGUACAUGUUUCUGCACCGUGCAUUUAGGAGAUCCCAGAGAAGAAUCCAAAACGGCUGCGGGGGAAAGACCACCAAACAUGCCUACAGAAACACUACCGACAGGUAGCAUGGUGAAGCCGGUCAGCCCUGCCGUGACUUUCACAUCUGCCGUUCCUCUCCGCAUCCUGAACAAAGGACCCGACUAUUUUCGCAGGCAGGCGGAGCCUAAUCCCAAAAGACUGAGUGCAGUGGAGAGGCUGGAAGCCGACAAGGCAAAAUAUGUCAAGAGCCAGGAGGUCAUCAAUGCCAAGCAGGAGCCUGUGAAGCCAGCAGUGCUGGCAAAGCCGCCCGUCUGUCCUGCAGCCAAAAGAGCACUGGGGAGCCCCACCUUGAAAGUCUUCAGCAACAAUGCAAAAACCGAGAGUGGUGUCCAGAGGGAAAAUCUGAAGCUUGAGAUUCUGAAGAACAUCAUCAACAGCUCCGAAGGCUCCAGCUCGGGUUCAGGGCAUAAGCACGGUCCCCGAAACUGGCCACCCCACAGAGCCGAUUCGACAGAGUUGAACAGACACUCAUUCGCUGAAUCUUUGAAGGUUUACCCCACACAGGGCCGUAGCAGCCCACAGGAGAGCAGCUCCAACGUCAGCAGAAGGCUCCUAGAUCAGUCGGCAGAGACUUUCUUGCAUGUCUCUCACAGCUCCUCAGACAUUAGGAAAGUAACUAGUGCAAAGCCUUUAAAAGCAAUACCCUGCAGUAGCUCAGCCCCGCCUUUGCCUCCGAAGCCCAAAAUCGCUGCCAUCGCCACCCUGAAAUCCCCAGAGAUUGAGGCAGUCGAGUCUGGAUGCGGAAUUAGCAGAAGACCCUCUUUACAGCGAUCAAAAUCAGACUUAAGCGACAGAUACUUUCGUGUUGAUGCAGAUGUUGAACGGUUCUUUAACUACUGCGGACUGGAUCCUGAAGAGCUUGAAAACCUCGGGAUGGAAAACUUUGCAAGGGCUAACUCUGAUAUUAUAUCCCUCAACUUUCGCAGCGCAAGCAUGAUUAGCUCAGACUGUGAACAGUCUCAGGACAGCAACAGUGACCUUAGAAACGAUGACAGUGCCAAUGACCGUGUGCCAUACGGCAUUUCUGCCAUUGAAAGGAAUGCCAGAAUCAUCAAGUGGUUGUAUAGCAUCAAGCAAGCUAGAGAGUCACAGAAAGUGUCCCAUGUGUGAGAGAAAAAUCCACCAUAGAAAAAGCAAGGACUGUAUCUUUGUCUGUGAAUAUUCAGUUGUGAAGGGUUGUGAAGUCUACUUGAAGUCUUGUACCCUUCUCAAAUCUCUUUGUGUUGCUUGUUGUGCAAUGUUUCCAAGUUGCAUGCCUGUCAACAUGUGAGCUGACCUGGCUUCCACUUGAACAGUAACUAACUACAAAGCCUGGCUGAGCAUACACCUUAUCUGCCAAAAGUUUAAGACAAGAAUCUAAUUAGGGCUUCAGUAUAAUCAAAGUGUUUACAUGGAAAGGUUAUAUGACUUCUUUGGUAUUUAUGUGGUUCCUUGUGGACUUUAUAUAUGUCACUUUUUGUCUUAAUGCAGAUAUUGUCAACUGACGUUACUAGUUUCUAAGCUGAAACAGAAACCCUUUGGGGAAAAGAAAAGCAGAAUUGGCCAAAAUAAGAGGUUUAGGCAGACAACAGUAGGCAAAGCAGCCUUAUCUCUUGUAGAAAGUGCAUUAUUGGCACAUGUAAAUCUCUUUCUAGAAGGCAAAGAAUGCCAAAUUCUUAAAUUAUGUAUUGUUGUUAAGCUGUAUAUCCCUACUUGUAGUAAGGGACUGUUCAGUCAAGGUUUCUUUUUUCUAGAUAAACUUCCUCAGUUUUACAGCAGAAGCAGGCUAGUCAAUCUGCUUGACCUCUCAUAAACUGACUCUUGCAUUUGGGUCAGUGUAAGCAUUGCAGUGAUUUUGUAUUACCCCUGUUGGAAAAGCUUAAAGAAGGUUGGAGUCAACAGAUGAAAACAGCGGAGGUGUGGGAUUUUGUGAGUUUGGUUUUUUUACUUCAAGAUUCCUGGUCUUAAACUUUUGACAGGAAUGAUUAGAUCCUAUAGCUGAUAUUGAAUGCCUUUACUAGUCAAACACAUCAUGACUACAAACUCCAUGCUGUCUUUAAAAUUUUUUGUAGACCUAUUGGAACAGUUAUUGGAAAAAAAUGGAAACACACAGCCAUAUCAAUGUAACGCCUCCUAUUCAGAAGUAAAUACACUCAGUAGCUGAACUAUAUCUGAAAAAUUGUGAUUAUGUUGUCUUGCAUAUGUUAUAUCUAAGGCUGUGAAAGUUUGUUACAGCUCUAGGAAAGUGUAGAAACAUGACAGUAUGUAGCUUUUAUUCUUUUGUUUGUUUUUUCCUCCUUAUGAUGGUUAGUGCUGCAGGUCAACCUGUUACAAAUCUUUUGACAAUCUGUGUCUUCCGAGUGGUUUAAUUAACUGUCAUUUCAACUGGCAGUAGUGGUGUGGUAGCGGAGAAGUUGAAAGUGCAGUGGUCUGCAUCGUUAUUAUUGUAUACAUGCUUUGAAGUAAACUGCAGCACUACGUUAUACUUCAUCAGCUAAUAGGAAACUUUUUUUAUUGUGUAAAUGCUGUAAGACUUUGUAUAUACUUCAGUUGUUACGAAAUCUUUAAAAGGAAGAGUGUUAUGCUAAUAAAUAGCUACUGGUGCAGGUAUGGUAGGGUUUUUGUUCUUUUUUUUACCCCUCCCAUUCUUAAAACUGUAUCAGGAACUCAAUUGCAGUGUGUUUUAGUGCUGUAGAAGGUCUUGGUUAAAUAAUAGUUCCAGUAAAAGGUUUCUUUCACUAAAGUGCUUUUCAGAAUAUAAUUUUUUAUAAAGUAACUAUAGCAGCAUGAUCUGUCUGAAGAACUAGAAGAGAUUUUCAAGACUCCUAAAAUAGCUUGCUUCAUCCUUACCUAGCAAUGUUACUGUUCCCGUUUAUAGCAUUUGUUCAUAAUGAAUCACCGCAGUCUUCUGAAUUAUUCUUCAGUAGUGCUUAUUUAUAUAUUUGAAUAUUAAAGAUGUUUUACAAAGUCGGGUUCUAUCUUUUCUCUGAGAAGCUUGUAGCCCAACUUCUUACCGAUAGCCACAGUUAAUGCAGCUGAGAAUGGAAGCAGAGCCGUGCAGUAGGAAUUAUCCUACUUCAAGUUUCAUAUAAUUGUUUUCCAAAUGAUUGUUCACGGGGGGAAAGAGAAGCACACAAUUUUAGGAGGCGACUCUAUGGUUUUUAUAGUUGGCUUCACAACCUAAGACUUACAAUAUUCCUAGUUCAG
This is a messenger RNA of Melopsittacus undulatus (budgerigar), 3999 nucleotides long. It is a transcript of the gene FAM110B, whose product is annotated as family with sequence similarity 110 member B. The record is from RefSeq and is a predicted model, not a curated record. NCBI's taxonomy places the organism in Eukaryota, Metazoa, Chordata, Aves, Psittaciformes, Psittaculidae. The transcript has 5 exons. Bases 811 to 1923 code for a protein of 370 amino acids.